Messenger RNA from Talaromyces proteolyticus, 912 nucleotides. RefSeq names its product putative 3'-phosphoadenosine-5'-phosphosulfate reductase Met16. Gene Ontology annotation, cellular component: cytoplasm. The record is from RefSeq and is a predicted model, not a curated record. Gene Ontology annotation, molecular function: phosphoadenylyl-sulfate reductase (thioredoxin) activity. The coding region runs from base 1 to 912 and encodes 303 amino acids. Lineage: Eukaryota; Fungi; Ascomycota; Eurotiomycetes; Eurotiales; Trichocomaceae. The transcript is spliced from 2 exons.
AUGCCUGUCAAGGUACAAUCCCACUACCCCCUCGACGUCGAGGUUGCCGACAACGAGUCUGGCUAUGCUAGUGCCUCAUCCAGCGAGGCCAGCCUGCCUGAGGUCAUCUUCACAAAGCCUCAUCUGCAGUUUCUCAACCGACAAUUGCAGUUCCUCGAGCCUCAGGAUGUCUUGCGAUGGUGCAUCACCACGCUCCCCAAUCUCUACCAGACCACAGCCUUUGGCUUAACCGGCCUGGUCAUCACUGACAUGCUGUCCAAACUCAACGUCCCUCGCCCGCAGGUGGUUGAUAUCAUCUUCUUCGACACCCUGCACCACUUCAAAGAGACGCUCUCCCUCGUGGACCGCGUCCGCCAAAAGUACCCUCACAUCAACAUCCACUCAUACAAGCCCGCCGGGGUGGAUUCUGAAGAAGCAUUUGCCGCCAAAUACGGUGCUCGACUGUGGGAGACCGAUGAUGAGCGGUACGACUGGGUGGCCAAGGUCGAGCCUGCCCAGCGUGCGUACCGGGAACUCAAGGUCGAUGCCGUCCUGACCGGCCGUCGGCGCAGCCAGGGUGGCAAGCGAGGCGAGCUCGACGUGAUUGAGAUUGACGACGCGGGCCUCAUCAAGAUCAACCCGCUGGCCAACUGGACGUUUGAGAAUGUGCGGCAAUAUAUCAAAGAGAACGACGUGCCAUACAACGGGCUGCUGGACCGCGGCUAUAAGAGUGUAGGCGACUAUCACUCGACCAAGCCGGUCAAGGAGAACGAAGACGAGCGGUCGGGCCGUUGGCAAGGCCAGAACAAGACCGAGUGUGGCAUCCACAACCCGCGCUCCAAGUACGCGCAGUUCCUGAUGGAGAUGGAGCGCAAGCGGCAGGAAGAAGCCCUGGUGCAGGCACUACAGAAUGCCCAGGUGCAGCAAACCUAG